CCCUUUUCUACCGCUUACCCGGGGCAGGGGCGCCCAGACUUCCCUUCUCCCCGUCGACUUCAUUCGGUUCUUCCAGGGGGAUUCCAAGUCGUUCCCUGGCCAGCUGAGAGACGCAGCCCCUCCGGUGGGACGUGCCCGGAAAACCUCAGCUCGGGAGGCGUCGGAACCAGACCCGCAGCCACCUCAUCUGGCUGCGCUAGUGGAACUUUUUCCACUUUCUGUGUUUCCGCUCGAGUGUCCGGCCGAGUUGAACACAACCGUGGCUCAGUUGUUGUUGUUGUUGUUUUUUUCCUCCCCCCCUCCUCGUGUGGAAAUUAAAUGAAGAAAAUCUAACUUCUGUUUAUUUAUGAUGGCGUUUGUUGAGUUUUAACAGGCGCUCGUCGCACGGAGGCUAACGUUAGCAUGUUAGCUUAGCACGGCGCAGGUACGCUAGUGCUAAUGCUAAUAGUACGUGUCCAGCCGCCGAGGAGGAAAAGGACGCCGCGGCCGACGUGAACGAGGCUUCCCCGGGAAGGAAGACAAGUUGGAAUCAAGUCCGGUUAAAUGGGAAACGUCGUCGGCAUGGUGGACAUUUCGGGCUUUGGCGUUGUUCUUUCGAAAAACGUGGCAACUUUUUAGGAAGCAUGACGAUGUUUUCAUCGAGGAGGAAACCGGUGCUCUAUUUUAAGGAGGAGAGAAGGUCGGUGUGGGGCCGCUGUUCCGUCUACAAGCUGUUCGGGCUCUGCGUGCUGCUGCUGCUGGCGUCGCUGCUGUGGCUGCAGCUCGGCUGCUCGUCCGACGCGGCCGCCGCCGGCCCGGCGGAGCGGCGCGGGGCUCCCCCGCAGCCGGACCCCCCGCCCCCGCCCCCGCCCUGCCGCUCCGAGGGCCGCUCGCCGGACGAGGCGUCGUGGGGUCCUCACAAGCUGGCGCUGUUGGUGCCCUUCCGGGAGCGCUUCGACGAGCUGUUGGUCUUCGUGCCCUUCAUGCACGACUUCCUGAACAAGAAGAAGAUCAAGCACCAGAUCCUCGUCAUCAACCAGGUGGACCACUUCAGGUUCAACCGAGCGUCCCUGAUCAACGUGGGCUACCUGGAGAGCGCCAACGACACGGACUACGUGGCCAUGCACGACGUGGACCUGCUGCCCCUCAACGAGGCGCUGGACUACGGCUUCCCCGCCGACGGGCCCUUCCACGUGGCCUCGCCGGAUCUGCACCCCCUCUACCACUACAAGACCUACGUGGGCGGAAUCCUGCUGCUUACCAAGAAACACUACCACAUGUGUAACGGGAUGUCCAAUCGGUUCUGGGGCUGGGGCCGCGAGGACGACGAGUUCUACCGGCGUCUGAGGAAAGCCGACCUACAGCUGUUUCGGCCCAGCGGGAUCGCCACGGGAUACGAGACGUUCCGGCACGUGCACGACCCCGCCUGGCGCAAGCGGGACCAGAAGCGUGUGGCGGCCCAGAAGCAGGAGCAGUUCAAAGUGGAUCCUGAAGGGGGCCUCAGCAACCUGCGCUACCGCGUGGAGUCCCGCCAGGAGCUGACUGUAGGGGGCGCUCCGUGCACCGUCAUCAACGCCAGGCUGGAGUGCGACCUGGACAAGACGCCCUGGUGCCUCCUGGCGUAGGACGCCGACUCGCCCUGAGGUGGGCGCACUUUGGCUGACUCCGUGGCCGCUUUUUUGGCGGGCAGCGAGGCUAUUUUUUUGUGUUUUGUUUUUUUCCCCUCUUUCCUUUUCCUUUCUUUUUUCCGUCUUCUCUCGUUUCAGCUCCGAUAGGUGAAAAAGAAAGAUCGGAUUUGUUUUUAAGUAGCCUCGUCGUCGUAUGCAAGUCGCGCUCAUAACCAUCGCCCUGGGAGAUGUUUUUUUUAAAAUGACUGAACAAAGAUAUUGUCGUGGUCCCGCUCAGGCAUUCAAACCAGCGAGCACAACGUCUAAAAUCCAAGUCGGGCUGCUUUUCAAAAUAAGAGCAGCUCAAUAAAAAGCCAGAAGAAGCAAACAUUCCUGCGUGAUGACGAAAAGGAGGAUUGGAUUCGUUCGCGGCGCCGACUCGUGAUUCAGGAGUGGGGACCGGGGGACGGAUCCAAAUUCCUCCGGGGUGGGGGUGGGAGAUCACUUGGGCCGCCGCCAACGGUGCGCCCGCUCAAAUCGAGUGCGUCGGGAUGAACGUCGCUCAUUUGUCCUAUGACGUUACUUUCAAAAUUGCGACCCUAGUGAGGAUAAGCAGCACACAGAAUGAAAGGAUUCCAUGUACAUACAAUAAAAGUCACUCAGUCAAAUGACGACAAAUCUGAUAAAAAUGUAGUUUUUGCAUGAAUGUAUUUUUUUUCCCUCCUGCGAAAUUCAAAAUAUGUUCGUUUUGUAGUCCUUCAUCUCGUUACAUAAUCGCAUCGCUCAUUUACUGUAAAUAAUGAAAUUGUAACAUAAACACAUUUGAAAUUCAUUUUUAAAAAGCAAGAAUUUAUUUAUUGCAUUCAUUUAGUCACUUUUUGUUUUCCCGAAAUUGGUCAUUUGUCCAAAUAGGUUUAUUGAUUUUUGCAUUCCUUUUAUCUCGCAAACUAUUAAUUUGUUGUCAAUGAUUAAAUUUACAAAAAAAAGAGAGGCACUUUUCAAAAGAUAUGAAGUGGUCAAUGAAAUACAUUUAAAAGUACAAAAUGAGCGUGAAUUUUGUUUUGUUUUGUUUUUUGCAUUUUGUUUAUUUUCCUUUUGAUUGAAAACUUUAGACACGGUGGUGGCGCUGGAACGGUUUGCGCUGCAGGUGGUUGACAUCCGGCUUAUCCCUACGUGGCUUUUCUCUGGUUUCCCAUCGCGUGGCAAAAACAUGCAUGGUCGGUUAACUGAGGAGCCGCAAAUUGCCUGUAGGCGCCGCCAGACGCUUGCGACUGCCAAGAUAGCCGACCCAGCCCCACCCAACCGCGACGCAAAUUUUAUUCGUGUCUAAACCAAGACAUAAAAAUAACAUUUUUCAUUUCUAGAAAAUAAUGCAAUGUGUUUAUAUAUUAAACAAUUGCUCAAUUACAAUUUACGUUACAUGCUAAUUCAUUUGUAUGUUUUUAUUAAACUGGACUAUUUGAACGAAGUUGAUGUCCCAAAUAAAAAGUCAAAGGUGGCUCCUCAGCACAAAAGUCUGCACACCCCUCAGCUAUGCUAACGCUACUCUGCUACUAAAUCUUUUAUUUUUUCAAACUCACAAUUGUUGAAAUGUUUUUUGUUUUAUUUAAGAGCUUUUUUUUUUUUUUUUACUGUAGUUUUAAUUGAGAAACGCCAAAGAUGGGCAUCGCGUUACAUGUAAGACGAUGACGUCCCGCAAUAAUAAGUGCAAUGAUCUGGCCAUUUUGUCGGUCAUAAAAAGCAGACCAAUAUGUUACUUCUAUGAUUCUUUAUUGCUUCUACAUAAAGGUUAUUCUGCUUCAAAAUUCUUUGCUGAUAUGAUUCCGUCCCAUCGUUGACCUCUGCCCCUUCCGUAUUCCUCAACCGGUUCACAAAUAUUUACCAAAUCUGGGAAACCUGACAAAAAAAAAAAAAAAAAUCCCCCAACUCUGACAUUUUUUAUGUCAUUCAUCCUUCCAUACUUCACCAAAUUUGAAAAUAGACAAAGCCUCCUGCUUGAAGAUAGGCCCCGGCACGCCUGCGACCUUCGUGAGGAUAAGCACUUCAGGUCAUAAGUGGAUGAGCGGAUCGUGAUUGACGUCCACGAACGUCACCCGCUUACUCUUGAAUGGAUUUCAGCGUCGCACUUUGAGCGCCCCCUCUGGCGAAAGACACGCACACUUAAUGUUGAACCCCCGCGCGGGGGCGGGGUCAUGUUCAUGUAACAAUGCUAUUGAUGAUGAUGAUGAUGAUGAUGAUGAUGAUUUUUUUUUUGUCAACCAAGCAGAUUUUCAAGUGGACGUGCUCCGAUUUUCUGUCACGUGUUAUGUUGCCGGUACUAUGCGCCAUUGAGGUUUUGGACGCCGGGGGGCAGCACGAGCUGGAUUUUCGAGCAUCUUAUUUCAUUUUCGUGUAUUUGUUAUGACAAAGUCAGAUGUAUCAAAGUUAUUAAGGCAUUUACGUACGGUAUAUUUCAUUUUCAAGACACAAAAGCAUUUACAGGAAUUGCAUCGUCGCGCGAUGGAAGGUGUAAAAUAGAACAAAUGUAAGCUAUCUGUCGAUCCGUUGUUCUAGGGUUAGGGUCAGUCGUCCC
Messenger RNA from Syngnathoides biaculeatus (alligator pipefish), 4158 nucleotides. It is a transcript of the gene b4galt7, whose product is annotated as xylosylprotein beta 1,4-galactosyltransferase, polypeptide 7 (galactosyltransferase I). Gene Ontology annotation, biological process: proteoglycan biosynthetic process; carbohydrate metabolic process. Gene Ontology annotation, molecular function: xylosylprotein 4-beta-galactosyltransferase activity. NCBI's taxonomy places the organism in Eukaryota, Metazoa, Chordata, Actinopteri, Syngnathiformes, Syngnathidae. The record is from RefSeq and is a predicted model, not a curated record.